Messenger RNA from Petromyzon marinus (sea lamprey), 3401 nucleotides. NCBI's taxonomy places the organism in Eukaryota, Metazoa, Chordata, Hyperoartia, Petromyzontiformes, Petromyzontidae. The record is from RefSeq and is a predicted model, not a curated record.
ACUUCCCGAUUAGCGCGGUUGGCUGCGUACGAUGAGAAAGAAGAUUAACAUACGUACAUGAGCCCAAUGGGGGAACAGCAGGACAAUGGUCUACGCAAUGCGCUAUGAACCCGGCCACCAGCGUUUGAUGACCAGCCCUGGCUAAGAUCAAUGGCGAGUGGCAUCUGAAACCGGUCACAGGCCUCUCCCACUUCACGACCAACGCUGACCAGCAAAGUGAAAUUGAGCCAACAUCCUCCGUCAACAAUAUCACAUCCAGCUGUCAACUGACAAAGAGCUGCACAUUAUAUGUGUGUGGAGAAUGCAUUACAUAUACAGGCAGGAGUGGAGUGGGCGUGCAUUGGUUUGCGCACUGCACUUUUAACCUGGCAACCUGGAAUUGACUCCCACUUACAUCCAUCCAACACUGACCAGCAUGGUUCAAUGCGGUCAACCAAUUCCCAUCACCGACGCGACGUGGGAGGACCUUCAUCCCAGCAGUUCAUUGGCCAAGGUGUGUACAUUAUUAGAUGUAUUUUUUGUACAUUACAAUUUAUAUCAGUGUUCUUUGCACACCUUCAGAAGGGGGGAGCCACUUUCGCCGACAAGACAUCAUCGGUGCGAGGAGGGCCGCCACACAUUGGAAACCAUUGGGGGGUUUGACAGCAGCACGAUGCUUUUGUGUAUUUCCGGGGGGAGCACUUCAGGGGCCACACUAAAGGCCACCAGGGGCCGUCAGUGGCCCGCGUGCCUUGCAUUGAGGAACACCGCUUAAGAUAGACGGUUAGAGGAGAGGCGCAGUGGGGAGCGCACUCUGUUUGAACCCAGGGACCUGAGGUUGAGUGCCAGCCAUGGCGAACAUCAGUGCCAAGUGAUAUCUGAACCGGUCGUGGGCCACACACCCUCCCUCCCCACUCACCAUCCCAACCUCCCCGAAUUCACCACAACCCACACUGACCCAUGGCGAUAAAGCAUGGUCAUACAAUCCAGACACAUUUUUUUUUAGGGCCGCGUAAAUAAUUCGACGUGAAUUUGUUUAAAAGUAAUCGCAGGAGACAGCCAGGGUUUUCGAAGGAUGCCAUUGCACAUGUAUUAGAUGGUAAGGAUUCGAUAGAAAAAAACAGUGUCGUAUUCACGAACCCGUGCAGGCAAGGUCUGCUGCAUUAUGGUCAAACAAAAGACACAUAACCACAACAGCAUUAGGAGACCUCUAUCAAUAUAUGAAUUAACAAAGAGCUCUAAAUUAUUCUUAUUAUUGUAAUGAGCCCAUAUAGCUGGUGUUUCCAUACGUUUGGCCAAAUCUGUCAACGUCGCUCAUGGCUUCCCUGCGCUAGUUGGUGUCUCCCGUCGCACUGCAGAGCGAAUACGAAGCCCUCCUGCUCGUCGCGACGCGCAAUCCGCUCACCGUCAGGGGCCAUCACAAGAGACUUUGAAGGCGAGCCCCACGUGACACCCAUACAGCGUCGCCCAAAACCCCCGCAAGAUCGUUCGCGUCGCGUCCUUUCUCAUCGUGCGAGCGACCGCCGAGAGCGAUACUGGUGCACCCUCCUCUCGUGCUUGCUGGUGGGCACAUCGUGCGUCGCCCACGGCUGUCCGGACGACUGCGUCUGCCGAGAGGACUCGCACUUCGUCAAUUGCAGCUCGCUGGGGCUGUCCGACGUACCGGGCAACCUCCCGGCGGACACGGUCACGCUGAGCCUCCAGGGCAACGACAUCGCGGAAAUCCGAGCCGGCAGUUUCGCGGGCGUCGAAGCAUUGCGGGCGCUCGACCUCUCCGACAACAGAAUCCACUCGAUCGACGCGAACGCCUUCGGCAAGCUGAGCAAGCUCUCCCAUCUGAACCUGAGCCGCAACAGGAUCCGCGAGCUUCACGGGGAGACGCUGCGUCACUCUCCGCGGCUGAGCCGCCUCGACGUGACGCACAACGCGCUGAUGGCCCUGCCCCUGGGCCUCUUCCACGGUCUGCGCGACCUCAGCCGCCUGCACCUUCGCGGGAACGGCCUCGCCAGCCUUGAGGGCGGCGUGGUGCAUCCUCUCGUGGGGCUGCGGGACCUCUCCCUGGCCGACAAUCCCUGGGAGUGCGACUGCCACCUGUCAGAGAUGAGGAGUUGGCUCGAGCGUUACUCACACCGAGGAGGCGCCGUGGACGAGGUCAGGUGCUCCUUCCCCAGGAGCCUGAAGGACCGGAGCCUCGCGUCGCUGCCGGCCGACAUCUUCUCGGAGUGCGCGCCGCUCCGGGAGAACCCGGCUCUCGCGUCCUCGCCCGGGGUCGCGGCCUCGCCCGGGGUCGCGGCCUCACCCGGGGUCCUGCCCUCGCCCGGGGUCGUGCCCUCGCCCGGGGUCGCGGCCUCGCCCGGGGUCGCGGCCUCGCCAGGCGACCCAGAGCAGGGGGAGGAACCGGGGGCCCUUGUCGCCGCCGCCGACGACGCCGCCGACCCGCCCUUCUGCACCGUGCGGCCCAAGCAGCCCCCCGUGAACGUCCGCCGCGCGGUGGGCACGCUGGCCGUGGCGGGGGUCGUGUGCGGAAUCACGUCGCUCAUGAUGGUCGUGGCCGCCGUCUACGGCUGCCUGUACGCGGCGAUGAUGUCCAGGGUGCGCGGCGGCGGCGGCGGCGGCGACGAGGCCAGGGAGCGGCAGUCGCUCGCGAUGGAGGCGUCCGAGGAGGCGUCCGAGGAGUUCGCCAAGGAGCCGCUGAACCCGUCCCCGGCGUGACUCCGCGGUGCCGCGGGCGUCGCUGCCGCUGUUUGUUGUCGUUGUGCAAGGGGCUCGUCGUGGGUGCCGGAAGAUGCAGCUGUCAGUUGGGAUGCCCGGCCGCAGCCAGGGCUUAAUUUGUAUCGGAAUAAUUUGCGUGUUGCUGGAAGAAUGAUUGGGGUAGGUGUCGCGUGACUAGUAACCGUGGCGACGGCGAUGGGUGUACUGGAUGCGGUGUGCAGAAUGCGGAAAUAUUUUUGUGGACCUGGCUGAUAUUGAGCCCUGGCCAGAGGCAUUUAACGUUUGGACCUCCUCCCAUCCUAUGAAUUGUCACAUAGGACCGCAAUAACAUUGAAGAUUCACGCUGGGAAUGUAGCGGUCUGCAGUGGCUGUGGUAGCCACGUGACCCAAUUAGAUACAAGAUAUGAGGAGGUGUCCUGGAAACACUAGAUAACCUACGCAAGGUAAUUCUCCAGUGAGCAGUGUGUGCUUCACGGUACGUAUAUUAAGUGGAUGGAAUAAACCAAUUAUUAAGUUCAUUGUUCGGCCAUCUCCGGAGAGAUGAUACAAUACAAAUUGUAAAAUUGGAUAUAAAAUUUUUGACUUAAAACAUUCGUGACUGCAGGAAUUCAUAUUCUGUGGUUCUUUCGGUAACGUCACCUUGAUAGAAGAAAAAAUAAUAACAAUAAAAUAAUAAAAAUGAAAAUAAAGUGAAUACAAAAUAAUAAAAA